This is a messenger RNA of Phacochoerus africanus (Common warthog), 1317 nucleotides long. RefSeq names its product chromosome 9 C6orf136 homolog (gene C9H6orf136). The transcript has 6 exons. NCBI's taxonomy places the organism in Eukaryota, Metazoa, Chordata, Mammalia, Artiodactyla, Suidae. Bases 151 to 1140 code for a protein of 329 amino acids. The record is from RefSeq and is a predicted model, not a curated record.
CGGGGAGAGACCCUCCUCAGAGCCGGGGCGGAGCGCGCGUCCCGUUCUGCGCAGGCGCGGUGACGUCCCACUAUUCCUUCCCACCUGUGCCCAGCGGCGCGUGGAGGGGCGAGGGGUCGCGGGGACGCGAGGUUGGCGUCGCCAGCCCUGAUGCGCAAUGGGCUGCGCGUUUUCCCGGGUCUACGGAGGCAGGCGGGGUUGAAGCUGGGGCGGCGGGGCUCGCCCGCAUUUCGCCCGCGUGUCUGCGGUUACCUGUGUCUGGAGGACCAGCUUUCUCCAAGGGCUCUACCAUUCCCACCCCUUUGGCCCCACUCCACCACAACCAUUUCUCCAUCUUUGCCUCUUCUCUGGUCUCCCCCACCGCUACGCCCUCCCACCCAGCCUCUUCCCCGAGCUCCCUCACUACCCCUCCCUCAGGUCCAAGCCCUCACCUCACCAUGGGUGGUUCUCCCCCCAGGACAGGUGGAGGAGGGACCAGGACCCGAGUUACAUAGCGGCUGCCUGGAUGGGCUUAGGAGCCUAUUUGAGGGACCUCCCUUCCCCUGUCCUGGGGCUCUGAUACCUUUCCAAGCCCCUGGGACCGCCCACCCUUCCCCUGCCACUCCUUCAGGAGAUCCAAGUAUGGAGGAGCACCUGGCUAUCAUGUAUGAGAGACUGAGACAAGAGCUUCCCAAUCUCUUCCUUCACUCCCACGACUACACCCUCUACUCUUCAGAUGUGGAAUUCAUCAAUGAGAUCCUGAACAUGCGUACCAAGGGCCGGACAUGGUACAUUCUGUCACUGACCCUCUGCCGCUUCCUGGCCUGGAACUAUUUUGCACAACUUCGGUUGGAAGUUCUACAGCUCACCCGCCACCCUGAGAAUUGGACCCUGCAAGCCCGCUGGCGGCUUGUGGGGCUGCCCAUCCACCUGCUCUUUCUGCGUUUCUAUAAGCGUGACAAGGAAGAGCUUUACCGGACCUAUGAUGCCUAUUCCACCUUCUACCUGAAUUCCAAUGGCCUCAUUUGUCGCCAUCACCUAGACAAACUGAUGCCCUCACACUCACCCCCAACGCCUGUGAAGAAGCUGCUAGUGGGAGCCCUGGUGGCUCUGGGGCUGUCGGAGCCAGAACCCAACUUACACCUGUGUUCCAAGGACUGAUUCAGGAACUGGGCAGAGGCAGCACUGAUGACUUUGCUACGCACAAGAGCGGGAGCUGGAGGUGGCCAAGAACCUCAGGAGCCGCCUUCCUCCUCUCUUCUUUCCUUUCCAUCUCAUGCUGUGUAAAGCUGCUAUGUAAUUUAACUUGUAAAUAAUAAAAUCUAAGUGAAUAUAUGA